Penicillium antarcticum is the source of this 2154-nucleotide messenger RNA. RefSeq lists its product as uncharacterized. The transcript is spliced from 5 exons. Gene Ontology annotation, biological process: transcription initiation at RNA polymerase III promoter. The coding region runs from base 1 to 2154 and encodes 717 amino acids. Lineage: Eukaryota; Fungi; Ascomycota; Eurotiomycetes; Eurotiales; Aspergillaceae. Gene Ontology annotation, molecular function: histone acetyltransferase activity. Gene Ontology annotation, cellular component: transcription factor TFIIIC complex. The record is from RefSeq and is a predicted model, not a curated record.
AUGCUGGAUUCCGUUGAGCUAUCGGGGUUCCCCUCGUGCACUGAUGCCAUCUCUUGGUCCUCAGACGGCGAGCUUGCAGUUGCUGUCGGAGAUUACUUUCAGAUCUUGACGCCAAAAUAUGGCAAACCAGAGGAGCCAACACCGAAUGCAACAAGGGAUUGGCACAGAAUCCGCGUCAAGGCCAAUCUAUUCACGCACUCUGAAUGGCCUACUUUCCUAGCCCAAGACCGGGAUGCCUUCUCAAUCGCCGCAGAGCAAUCAAACAGUAUAGUAGUUGGACUAGCUUGGUCACCACCUGGACUAGGCAAAUUCCGACGCAGUAUCCUAGCAGUGUUAACCUCCAAUCUGCUUCUAUCCCUUUGGGAGGCUGUCGGCCCACAGAAGCAAUGGACCCGAAUUUCUAUCGUCAACCACGCGUUACAGUCCCAUUUCGAAGAUUCGAAGCAAUCAGAGAGUCUCGCAUUUCGGAAAGGUAGCAUUCGAUCCUUCACUUGGUGUGAACCUCUGAAGGCUUCAACUCUCCCUGCCGGUUCUUCUUUUCUGCCCGCGUACGAAGGUCGUUGGGGAAUUCCCCUAUUGACAGUGGUGAAUGACCUCAACGAAGUCGUUAUAGUACGGCCCCGUAGAUCAGAAUUAUCAGAGGGUUCUCUCUGCUCUCAUCAAUUGCAUGUUCUGGCAGUUCACCCGCUCGAAAGCGAAGGAGUGAACAAUCCUCACCUCUGCUCGAGUUCCCUUCUUCAAAAUGCAUUCAAAGAGAAAGAGCGGGCCAGCUCAGCUUCCUGUGGCCCGUGGCUGGUUUCACCACUGACGAGCCCAACAAAUUCCGGCUCUGCUGUUGCUAUGCUGGCUCUUGUAUGCGGAACGCAGCUUCGACUUUUGAACAUCCAAGUCAUUGUCGGAGAAUCACGCCUAAGUGAUCUGGACUCAUACGCCUUGCCAGUCGCAUUAAAAGAGCAUCACUGGGGUCUCUUAAGCGAGAAAUUGGCACGUCUCAACAUUACUGGUCCAUUAAAAUGGCUAUAUGAUCAACCGUAUACCGAGCUUUCCCUCGUGGUUGGCAUUAUGGCAGGAUUUAUCACCAUUUCCGUGCCCGCUAACACUUACAGUGGCCACGACGCCAAUUUUGACGCCCUCGCAGUUCGUGAAUGGCCGAUCUACAACCCGGAAACAGAGGAAAAUAUGGGGUGCAAUGAAAGGCACUGGGAGCCGAUAUCUGCAAUGACCACUUGUGUGGAUGAAAAAAAUAACAUACGCAGCUUUGGCCUAGGUACUUUGGGUGGACUUGGUCUGAUCACAGAACUGCGCCAACUUCGAAAGGGAAAUCCCUUACAACGACCACGGUGGAAACAUAUCGUCGAAGACCACCAAGAGCAAUUCGAUCUGGAUCAUGAUUUAGGGGGAAACUCAAUAUCCAGAAUUUGGGGACUUUCGUCUUAUCGCAAUGUCACAGCGGUCCUCUUCACUAGACACCCGACAGAUAUGCUUGAGUACCGUGUCGCUUCUGACGACAAAUCUACUAUCAUCUUCUCGUCAGAGUUGGAACAUGACUUGGCCGCCUCUUUUUUCGUACCACGAAUUUCCAACAGCCAAAGUCCGUUGCAUAUCCAGCGAGAAUCGGCACUGAAUUGCGUGUUGCCUGGUGAUGGUGACCUCGAACCUGAUCCGGACAGCCAGCGACUGGUUCAUGUCGCCAUCUGCUGCGCCAUUACAUGUGGUAAAACCAAGUCUCUUCUGACAAAUGCUCGAAAGUCUCUCGAGCGUCUCGCGGUUGUUACAGGCGCUGAUCUCAGUGACGAGAUGCACAAAUACAACAACGAAUCAACCGAGAUCGCUCCGAGGUCCGAAAAUCAGCUCAAUGGCCCAGGCGGUCAUAUUUUCGAGCGGUGCGACAUUUGUGACGCUGGAAUCGGUUGGCACUCACCCCAGGAGGCUAAGUGUGCAAAUGGUCAUCUUUUCACUCGAUGCGGAUUGUCUUUCCUUGCCAUUCAAGAGCCCGGAAUAUCCAAAUAUUGCUCUCUGUGUCACACAGAAUACAUCGACGAAGACUCCUUGGCUCUUAUGCAUGGUGGCAGGCUGAGCCGAACUUUCAGCGAGCUUUUCGAGGCUUUCGACACAUGCCUGUAUUGCGGAGGGAAAUUCCAGCCAGCUUUAUAG